Molecule: messenger RNA, 891 nt
Organism: Papilio xuthus (Asian swallowtail)
Lineage: Eukaryota; Metazoa; Arthropoda; Insecta; Lepidoptera; Papilionidae
Source: RefSeq, a predicted model, not a curated record
UUUUCAGUGAUAAUUUAUAUGAUAACAUUUGUAAUUGACGCCACAUAUUUUAAAUUUAUUCCAGUUUACAUUCACAAUACUUCAGACUGAAGUUACAAAUAAUUUAGUUUUCGUGUAAAAUGCUGCGUGAUUUUCCCUUUUUAUUGUAAAUUUUAGUAAUUAGACCAGACGCAGUUUUGAAACUAAAGAAAAUGGUGACACCGGUUAGAGAUACAUUCCUUUACUUCGCCUAUGGCAGUAACUUGUUAAAGAAAAGGAUUCACAUUAAUAAUCCAUCGGCAAUAUUUUUAGGCAUUGGGCGACUUGAUGACCAUCAACUAGACUUCAUAAAGUACUCCGACCAUUGGAGGGGAGCAUCUGCUACAAUUGUACCAACAAAGAGCCACCAUGUGUGGGGAGCUGUUUGGAGAGUACAUAACAAAGAUCUCCAAAGUUUAGAUUGGCAAGAAGGUGUGGAAACAAAUUGGUAUUUCCCAAAGACUGUCAAAGUUGUAACACCUGAUGGGGCUGAUCUUGAAUGCCGUACAUACCAGCAGACCAUCAACCCUCCUCCUCGGGCUGAAGGGGAGGAGAUACCACACGACAGGAGACCAUCUAUUACUUAUUUAAACUGCAUUUUAACUGGUGCUAUUGAAUGUAAUUUACCUAAAGAGUACAUAGAAAUAUUGAAGAAAAUCCCUCAUAAUGGACAACAGGCUUCCCCAAAAUUGAUAGAAAAAUUAGACUUGCCAACUUCUAUUAAUGAAUAAUCUUAAAAAAUGAUUUGUAUGUAUAUAAGAUGGAUUAUGUAAAAAAGUUUAUGUUUUUUAUAUUUAAAUAUGCAUUGUAUAUUUGUUGUGCACCUCCUUUGAAAUUAAAUAUUGUUUGUAAAAAAUAAAUAAAUUGACAGAC